AUGUCUGGGCUCGAGAAGGCUCUCUUCAACCUCAAGUUCACUACAAAACAACUGAACCGGCAAGCCGCAAAGGCCGGUAAAGAUGAGCUGGCAGAGAAGGCGAAACUAGAGAAGGCCAUGAAGGCAGGCCACAACGACAUCGCGCGCAUAUACGCUCAGAAUGCCAUUCGGAAGCAGAACGAGAAACUCAACUUGUUGCGGUUAGCCUCACGUAUCGAUGCUGUCAGCAGCAGAGUGCAGACGGCGGUAACAAUGCGCCAAGUCACCGGUAGCAUGGCAAAUGUGGUGCGGGGAAUGGAUUCUGCGAUGAAGUCUAUGGACCUGGAAAAGAUAUCUGCCGUUAUGGACAAAUUCGAGAGUCAGUUUGAAGAUCUCGAUGUCGCCACAGGAUACUACGAGAAUGCUACUUCUUCCGCGACGGCGGUGGGUACGCCGCAGGAGGAUGUGGACCGGCUCAUGGCGCAGGCAGCGGACAAGGCUGGCGUGGAACUUCAAGAGGACCUGCAAGCGGCAACGCCGGCGAAGACGAAGGUUGGCCCGACUGAGCAGGAGGAGGAAGGGUUGAACGAAAGACUGCGCGCCUUGAGGAAUUAG
Messenger RNA from Westerdykella ornata, 594 nucleotides. RefSeq lists its product as uncharacterized. The record is from RefSeq and is a predicted model, not a curated record. Gene Ontology annotation, biological process: endosome transport via multivesicular body sorting pathway; protein transport; late endosome to vacuole transport. Lineage: Eukaryota; Fungi; Ascomycota; Dothideomycetes; Pleosporales; Sporormiaceae. The transcript has 4 exons. Gene Ontology annotation, cellular component: ESCRT III complex; multivesicular body. Bases 1 to 594 code for a protein of 197 amino acids.